GAGGAAGGACCAGUCGGGGUGAGGGGAGGAACCCCGGGAGCGGCCGAGGCCGAGGCGGCGGCGCCGCGCGGCGCGGCCCCUUUAAGGCUCUCCCCGCCCACCGACUGAGCCGGCCUCCGCCCGCCGCUCUCCCCGCCCUGGGGUCCCGGCGAGAGCUGCGAUUGGGCGGGCGCGGCAAUCCCUUUGAAGUGUGGCUGCCGAUCGCGGCUAUUUGACGUGCGGCUCGCGGAAGGCGAAGGUUUUUGUGUUGCUAGCCGGGGCCAGCGGCGGUGGCGGCGGCGGCGGCGGCGUCGGUGGAGGAGGGGAGGCGGCGAGGAGGCGCAGAGCCCGCUGCACCGCGAUCGACGCUGCGGAGCGAGCCCACCCGCCCCGGGAGCUCGCCUCCCCGGUGCUCCCCCGCCCUCCCCGCCCCCCCAGCGGCGCUGCCUCCUCCAAAUGAGCGAUUCGCCCGCUGGAUCUAACCCAAGGACACCCGAAAGCAGCGGCAGCGGCAGCGGCGGCGGCGGGAAGAGGCCGGCGGUGCCGGCAGCGGUGUCCCUCUUGCCACCGGCGGACCCCCUGCGCCAGGCGAACCGGCUCCCGAUCAGGGUCCUGAAGAUGCUGAGCGCUCACACCGGUCACCUCCUGCACCCGGAGUACCUGCAGCCGCUGUCCUCCACUCCCGUCAGCCCCAUUGAGCUGGAUGCCAAGAAGAGUCCCUUGGCGCUGCUGGCCCAGACCUGCUCGCAGAUCGGCAAGCCGGACCCGCCGCCGUCCUCCAAGCUCAACUCGGUGGCGGCAGCGGCCAACGGGCUGGGAGCGGAGAAGGACCCCGGCCGCUCAGCCCCGGGCGCCGCCUCUGCGGCCGCGGCCCUGAAGCAGCUGGGGGACUCCCCGGCCGAGGACAAGUCCAGCUUCAAGCCCUACUCGAAGGGCUCCGGCGGCGGCGACUCCCGCAAAGACAGCGGCUCCUCCUCGGUGUCUUCCACCUCCUCCUCGUCCUCCUCGUCCCCGGGAGACAAGGCGGGCUUCAGGGUCCCCAGCGCCGCCUGCCCACCCUUUCCCCCGCAUGGAGCGCCGGUCUCCGCGUCCUCGUCCUCGUCGUCGCCCGGUGGCUCCCGCGGCGGCUCCCCGCACCACUCUGACUGCAAGAACGGCGGCGGGGUUGGCGGCGGGGAGCUGGACAAGAAAGACCAAGAGCCCAAGCCCAGCCCGGAGCCGGCAGCCGUGAGCCGCGGCAGCGGUGGGGAGCCCGGGGCGCACGGUGGCGCUGAGACCGGGGCCUCCGGGCGCAAGUCCGAGCCGCCCUCGGCGCUGGUGGGGGCCGGCCACGUGGCGCCGGUGUCUCCCUACAAGCCGGGCCAUUCGGUGUUCCCGCUGCCGCCUUCCAGCAUUGGCUACCACGGCUCCAUUGUGGGUGCCUACGCCGGCUACCCGUCUCAGUUCGUGCCUGGCCUGGAUCCUAGCAAGUCCGGCCUCGUGGGAGGCCAGCUGUCAGGGGGCCUAGGCCUGCCGCCCGGCAAGCCCCCCAGCUCCAGCCCGCUCACCGGGGCCUCCCCGCCCUCCUUCCUGCAGGGAUUAUGCCGCGACCCCUAUUGCCUGGGAGGUUACCACGGCGCCUCGCACCUCGGGGGCUCCAGCUGCUCCACCUGCAGCGCGCACGACCCAGCCGGGCCCAGCCUGAAGGCGGGGGGCUACCCGCUGGUGUACCCCGGGCACCCGCUGCAGCCCGCCGCGCUCUCGUCCAGCGCCGCCCAGGCCGCGCUCCCCGGCCACCCUCUCUACACCUACGGCUUCAUGCUGCAGAACGAACCGCUGCCGCACAGCUGCAACUGGGUGGCGGCCAGCGGGCCGUGCGACAAGCGCUUCGCCACCUCGGAGGAGCUGCUUAGCCACCUACGGACCCACACGGCCCUGCCGGGAGCCGAGAAACUUCUGGCCGCCUACCCCGGGGCCUCGGGCCUGGGCAGCGCCGCCGCCGCCGCCGCGGCCGCCUCCUGCCAUCUGCACCUCCCCCCGCCCGCCGCCCCCGGCAGCCCCGGGUCGCUGUCCUUGCGGAGUCCACACACUUUGGGGCUAAGCCGGUACCACCCCUAUGGCAAGAGCCACUUAUCCACAGCGGGGGGCCUGGCCGUGCCGUCCCUCCCCACAGCCGGACCCUACUACUCGCCAUACGCGCUGUAUGGACAGAGACUAGCUUCAGCCUCGGCGCUGGGAUACCAGUAACUACAGCUCUUUCCUCCACCCCAGCCCCCUCACCCUCCUCCCUCUCCUUCCCCCCUCCCCACUUGCCGUCGCCGCUGCAACCUCCACUACUGCUUGACCCUGCCGGGAUUCCCCACCCAACCCUUCCCCACCGGACUGUGUAUUUAUUUACUAUAAUGUUAGCUUACAAGCUGGGAAUAUAAGUGCAUUAACGGCCCACAUGAGUCAGUGGUAUGCAAAAAGUCUGUGUUCCCCCAAAUAAUAAUAUUAAUCCCACAAAUAACGACAUGAUCCCCGCCCCUCUUCCUUUCUGUUAUUUUCUUUUUCUUAGAUGUAAGUUUUACAUUUUUUAUUCCUUUUCCUCUUUUUUUGGUUUUUGAUUGGUUUGGUUUUAGGGAGAGGAGGGAGAGUUGGGGUCUUUGGGUUCCUCUAGACGUUUUGUUUUCCCUUCCUGGGGAGUUUCUUGCAUGAGUCUUAAAACUACGUUUCCCCUUCUCUUUUUCCCUCUUCCCCCUUCAUUCCCUCUUGUUUCCUUCCAUUUGAGGUUCUGUUUUUGUUUUUUUGUUUUUUUGUUGUUGUUUUGUUUUGUUUCCUUUGUUGUACAAGUAACAGGAGAUUUUUUUGUAACUCAUUUAGGGGGUGGAGGGAGCCACCUGGGUGGCAGGGGCCCUGGAGCUCUAUUGACCUGGUACACUGCUCCGGGACUCCUCCCCGGCCACCCUCCACGCAUAGUGUCCUUGGUCUGGACCCUGUCCCCCAAACGUAGGGCCUUGCUCCCCUACCUUGCUCUGAGCACGGAGAGCCCUGACCCCACCAGCAGGCUCGCCCCCAGAAAGGCCCAAGUGGUCUCACAGAGCCUUGCCGUCUACCAUCACCUUCCAGACUCCCGCCCCUAACACCCAGUGGCCACAGUGCGCCUGUCGGGGCACCUGGAGCGCUCACCUGGUUGAAUUCAAAGUCCCAGAAGGCCCUGCUGGCGUGAAGCCGGCCCCUUACAUUUUGCGAAGUGCUUUAUAGUCCUUGUUUUUCUCUCCCUCGUGGGGGCAACGACCCCACCCCUGGCGGUAGGGGUGGGGUGGGUGACUCUCACUAGAUCCCUCCAAAGCAGACCGGUGGCGAUGUCAGCGGACAUCACGAGCUCGUUAGCUGCGUUCGGGGAAGCUUGGGGCGUCAGGGAGCGCUCGGAUCAUGGCAGCCCCCGCCCUCUCCUAGGCCUGGCCCGGCAGAGCACCCCAGAGUAGACCCCGCAGCGACUGGGGUCUUCUCCCCACUCCUCCCUCCUUCUGGUCUGAUGCGGCAGCGCGGGGGCUGCGGGGCCUGUUUGAGAUGAACAGAGCUCUCCCUUGGUAAGACUUAUUUUGUUAAUAAAUGGAAUACUUGGCUAUAUUCACA
Molecule: messenger RNA, 3576 nt
Organism: Rhinopithecus roxellana (golden snub-nosed monkey)
Lineage: Eukaryota; Metazoa; Chordata; Mammalia; Primates; Cercopithecidae
Gene: ZNF703
Product: zinc finger protein 703
Exons: 2
Coding region: 436-2205 (589 amino acids)
Biological process (GO): negative regulation of DNA-templated transcription
Cellular component (GO): nucleus
Source: RefSeq, a predicted model, not a curated record